Molecule: messenger RNA, 570 nt
Organism: Paramecium tetraurelia
Lineage: Eukaryota; Ciliophora; Oligohymenophorea; Peniculida; Parameciidae
Exons: 1
Source: RefSeq, a predicted model, not a curated record
AUGUAAAAAUUGCAUAUAAAUCUAAAGAGUGCAUCAUACUAAAACUUGUAAAGAGUAAAGUCUCUUGAUUUACUCAGCCCAGUAUCACAAAGAGUUUUAGAAUAAGUUCGCAUUCAAGAAUUUAAAAAUAUUAGAACCUCAAAAAAAAAAUUCAACUCACCAUUAAAAGAGGUUUUACAUUUAGACUCCAAUAAAAAAGAUCUCAAAACUCAUUUACCAAGCAUUAGCUAAAUUCCUAACUCAGAUUUAGAGAUUAGUAAUAAGAUAUCAAAAAUAAAACUAAAGAUUGUGCCCAGAGAAGAAAACGAGUCAAAACUUAAUUUACAGAAAUUUAAAUUUAAUGAUCGAAAUACUAUUAGGCCAAACAAAGUAUGUAUCAAAAAAAAGGAAAUGGAUAAUCAGUAAAAGAGAAGUCAAAGCUUUAAUAAUAAAAUACAUAUAAAUAAAGUUUAGCAUUAAUUUAUGGAAUAAUUAAAAAGUCUCUCAACAACAAUCCUAUAUCAUUUAUCUUAAUAAACAAAUUAAUUAGAUCGUUAAUUUGAUUAAUUGGAAAACUAAUUAUCAUUUUGA